UUUACACUGUUUUGUAUACAAAUUUUAUAUCGUAUAUUUUUACAAUUAACCAUGUCCAGAUGAUGAAUGUGGGCCUGCUCUUCUGUAAAUGACACGUCCAGCUUUACCUUUUUAAAAUCUAUUUAGCUAAGAAAAAUUAUGAGGAUGUGUCGGUGUUAAACAUUUGAGAUUUUGUGUGUAUGUGUGUGUGUGUGUGUGAGUGUGUGUCAGAUACGUCGUCAAAUGAAACCUUUUUUUACAAAAUAAUUUCUUGAAUUAUCUUUUUGCACAGAAAUAAUUACCCAAUACAAAAUCGAUUUACACAAAUUUGGCAAUACCGACUGCUGGAUAAUUGGCAUUUAGACUAAAAAGACAUAAACGAGACAUCAGUAGGUUUGCUUUAGAUAAUAGGCUAUUAGCCUAAUUAUUUGUAUUUUAUUUUUAAACAAAUGAACGUUGCGCGCGAACCUGAUCCACAAGCGAGUUUCGUUCAACAAGAAACUAUAAUGAAAUGUUUAUUUUGCCGUCUAAUUUCUCGUGGUUUGUGUCAUAAGCAAACUAAUUUUGUCACAAAAUCCAAUCUUGAAAUUGAGGAAGCACGUGCUUUGGCCUUGAGGUUCACGUGCUUUCAGUGCGCAAAGAGAGCGUUAAGGCCGGAAUAUUAUUAUUAUAUUAAUAUCUAAUAAUAAUAUUAUCCGUAAUAUUUUAGGCUACAAUUUAAGGUGUAUUUAUAUAUUUAUUUAUUUUUACCAAUUGUAACAUUUACGGAUUUGUUUCUAGAGCGUUUGCAAUAAUAUUUUGGUCACAUCUUGUUUUUCUGAAACAAAACUUAGAUUCAACAACCAUUUUACUGAAAAAUAUUUGACUAAAAAUAAACGCUACCAACAAAGGCUGUUAUUCUACCUGUAGAAACCAUUUUGUUCGUCUUAUAGAAAAUUUGAAUUAGCCUAAUUUGCAAAAGAAAUAUAGUCACAUAAAUGCAAUAACCAUAAAGCUGCAGUUAUGUAAGAAACCAAAUUAAUUAAUUAUUGACAGCAUUUAUUUCUUCUUAUUAUAGUAAUAUACAUUUAUUAUUAUUAUUAUUAUUAUCACCACCAUCACUGUUAUAUGCUAUUAUUACAUUAUUCAAUAUCGGCAGCUAAUAAUUAUGUAUUACUGUGAAUAAUAAUAAUAAUAACAUUGUGUCUACUUUUGUUGCUCAUUUUAGACAUUCUACAGAUUGUCUAAAAAAUAUAGACUUGGCUAGGACAAUAAUUUUACUUUUGAUGUCAGCAAAUUAAAUGAACAUACGGUAUUUGGUUAAAUAUUUAGUAACAAAAUCAAAUGCCGAACGCAAACCCCAGUGCUCAACCCAGUAUUCUUUUUAAAACAUAUCGUUCAUCUAGAAUUUAAAAAGACAGUGCUAAAAUGUACUAUUUAGUUUGCAUUGACUAUAAUGUUUAUCUUCAAUAGCCUACGAUUGUCUUCGCUGGUCCUUUUGCCAAAAUUUCCCCAUGGUGUAGUAUUGGUUAAAAAAAAUGAAUAAGGUGAAAUCGCAAUGAUUUGGGAUGGAAGCUUGAUAAAGCACUUGAAUUAAGCAGUUCUGCAAGGGGAGGAGCUUGCCCGUGAACCCCAGUCAGUCCCAAUUGAGCGCGCAGCAGAAGGAAACGUACAGCGCCAUGGUUGAAAAGCCAAUUGUAGGGGACACUGUUGCCUUGGCCCAAAAUAUGCUCCAGCAAUGUCAUGCUCCAAGAGUUUCUCUGCGGUGAUUGUCACACUGUCUGAAGGGAAAUAUUUCGAUAGCCCAGGUAUAAAGGAUCCUUUGCGUGGGGCGGACAGAGGCUCACGUCCCUGGACUGCCAAGUCCAAAAUAGCGGGACCACCCCAGUGUGUUUGAUCGCCUUCUAGAGAGUAAAGCAGAUUCAGAGUCAGACAUCCCCGGCUCUGUAAGCCAUGGCUCUGCCGCGUCACCAGUUUCUCCAUGGAGCUGUGAACUGGGAUGGAGAGCACUUGAGUCCCGUCCAGGUUCCUCAUGUCAGCGCGUGCCCAUUCACCGCUUCAGGUCGAAAAGAGGACCCCUUCUAUUUUACUCUGGACCCGACAGGGCAAGCCAGGCAGCCUCUCGACAUCUCCUCCUUCAGCAGAUUCGUUACAGAUAUGGGCUCUCUGAAUGGUACGGACAACCAUCGCCCAGAACCGUGUUUUUACUCCGGACACAAACUCGUAUCACUUAAUACCGACUUGGAUCCAGACAGCCCGACGCAGUCUUCCAACUCAGACUCUCAACAGUUACCCAGUCAGUCUUUCUCUACGCCAUCCUGGUCAGAAACUGACAAUAAGCCUGAUACUGCGCAUUAUUUAGCAAUGGAAAGCACUAAAUACCCAAGUCAGUGGACUGAAAGCAGAACCAGCAGGAGCAUCAUCACCACACUACGCAUCAGUCAGAGAAGUAGAGACGACAUAGAGCCAAAUAAUCUUCAGACAGACUUCACCGAGCGCGAUAAAACUAACAAAGAGAAGACUCAAGAUGUGACUUUAGAAAACGCUGCAAAUGGCUGGCUGUCGGCGAAAGCAGGGAGAAAGAAGCGAUGUCCUUACAGCAAAUACCAACUCUUAGAGCUGGAAAAAGAAUUCCUCUUCAAUAUGUACCUGACUCGCGAGCGCCGCCUGGAGAUUAGCCGGAGCAUAAACCUCACCGACCGCCAGGUUAAAAUCUGGUUUCAGAAUCGCAGGAUGAAAAUGAAAAGAAUGACUCGAGAACACCGGACGAGGGACCCUGACACAAGUUUCACUAUCUAAUAUGUUAUGUAAGACGGUUAAAAAGAGCGCACAAAUUAUUGCAGAUCAUUCGUUGCAAGUGGAAUGAUGCAACUGCUACUUCUGAUGGAUUAACGGGAGGAAGUGAUCAGUCAAAACUUACUACGGUGUUUCACAACAAUGCGUGUUCCAUAAGGCAAAUGUAAGGGAGAUCAAUGUAAUACCUCGCAUGAAGAACAAAAAAGUGUAGCUAAAGAAAUAAGGAAAGACUAGUGUUGGCUUGUCAUAUUCACGUAGGCCUGGUCAAAGUUUAUUGGUGUCGUUUAAGUUCUGGCCUACUUUUUAACGACCUUAUGUUUUGUAAUUUUCGAUAGGCUGUUUUAUAAUUUUAUUUUAUUACAGGUUAUAAGUGUUACACCGGUUGUUUUCUUCUUUAGACAGAAGCCUAUAACUAAGAAUAGAUGCGGACACACUCGAGUAAACAAAACUCAAAGGGAUUCCGUUGUCAGAGGAGCUGUUACAUCAAGCACAGGUAGCUACAGUUAUUUUGUUUUUAAUGUUGUUUGUUGUCUAGUCGUUAGACUGGCUCGAAUGAAAAGGCACAAAUGCUCUUCUUCUUCUGAAGCAUGGAUGAAUGUACCUAAACUGUGAUACUUAAAAUUGCUGUUUUAAAAAGCUGUGCAUUUUAAAUAAAAGAUUGCCUUACGAUGACAGCGUUUAUUUGGUAUAAGCCCCUGGCCAGUUUGAAAAUGACAAAAUUUCUAAUUAUGUGUAGGCCUAUUUCGUCGGCAGUUUCAAUUUAGUGGUGUGACAGUAAGUUGUGGAAAAAGUAGAUGUAUUUGUGAUCAAUUUCAAAGGUUGCCAAAUAGGAUACAAGUUUUGAAUUUUGAAUAGAGGCCAACUAUUUUUUACUAUAUUGUUUUAUACAGCUCAAGAAACUUAUUCAUGACAACCUAGCCUGGAGAGACGAACAACUUUUCAUUACGUUUUCUUUAGUCUUACAAUUGACAAAUGAAGGCAUUUAAAAAAAAAAAAAAGUCCAUAAAAUUCCAUAACAAUAAGAGCUGAUUGCUAUUAUUUUAUCAAGGUAUGUAAAACGAUUUUGACUAGGCCUACUUGAUCUCGGAUGAAUAGAUUAUAACAGACAAGACAUUUGAGUUUUAUUAGGACAGAAUGUUUUAAAAUGUGAUUUGAUUAAUAGUUGUUGUCCUAACACUGGCUCCAAAAGUAUAUGGUUUUUUAUAUAUAUUUUCAUUUUAUUAAGCUAGGAUACCUAUUUUUUAACCAUAAUAUAUAACCUAAGUGAAUCACAGAUAUAAAUUAUAUUGUCUCUGCAUGGGAUCAAUUUCAAAUGGCAUUUGAACUUUAACAAAUAAGCAGAAGUUAAUGUUUACGCAUUUGGAUUCAUUUUAAGUUCUGCUUUCAUCUGCACUGAUUUAAAUAUUUCAGGUUUCCAUUUGAAUGGUCAAAAAAAUAUUCUGAGCGCUUUAUGUGAUUAGGCUCAUAAGAUUUAACCGGACAUAAUGGAUGUGAGCGAUAGGUAGAGCCUAUAUGCUGGAAACGUUUGGGAUGUUAAUGUGCACUGUGAAUUAUAUUUAUUAUUAAAUGUGUA
Pimephales promelas (fathead minnow) is the source of this 4327-nucleotide messenger RNA. RefSeq names its product homeobox B10a (gene hoxb10a). Gene Ontology annotation, biological process: regulation of transcription by RNA polymerase II. Gene Ontology annotation, cellular component: nucleus. Lineage: Eukaryota; Metazoa; Chordata; Actinopteri; Cypriniformes; Leuciscidae. Gene Ontology annotation, molecular function: DNA-binding transcription factor activity, RNA polymerase II-specific; RNA polymerase II cis-regulatory region sequence-specific DNA binding. The record is from RefSeq and is a predicted model, not a curated record.